AUGGAUACCCCACUUCUGCACACUAAGAGUGACGGUUGGGCGGAUCGCUACGACGUGACCGACGGCUACGUGCGAGAGGCAGCGGGCGGCGUGACCAUCAAACUACAGUCGGCUGAUGUGAAGUGGUUCGAUGAUUACUACCUGAAACUGCGACCGGAGAACAACCAGAGGAACCCGUGGUUUCCAGAGUUCUGGCAGCACCGCUUCCACUGCAAGCUCAAAGGCCACGCCCAGGAGAACACCAAGUUCAACCGCUCCUGCAGCAAACGAGAAUCCCUUCGUCAGCAGUAUGCUCAAGACACUAAAAUGGGCUUCGUCAUCAACGCCAUCUACUCCAUGGCGUACGGGCUACACAACAUGCAGCGGUCCCUGUGCCCCGGGUAUCAGGGGUUGUGUGAUGCCAUGAGGCCCAUAGACGGUGCUACACUUUUGGACUUUCUCAUGAAGACAAACUUCACAGGGGUUUCUGGAGAGGGUAUUUUAUUUGAUGAGAAUGGAGAUUCUCCUGGGAGGUAUGAAAUAAUGAACUUUAAGAAGAUGGGAAAGGACUACUAUGAUUAUAUCACCGUCGGCAGCUGGGACAAUAGUGGGCUGAAGAUUGAUGAUGAUGAAAUUUGGCCUAACAAAGAAGCUAUCAUCAAAUCUGUCUGCAGUGAACCCUGUGACAAAGGACAGAUUAAAGUGAUCCGGAAAGGCGAGGUGAGCUGCUGCUGGACUUGCACCCCAUGUAAAGAGAAUGAGUUUGUGUUUGAUGAGUACACCUGUCGAGCCUGUGAGCUGGGCUCCUGGCCCACGGAUGACCUCACAGGCUGUGACCCCAUCCCAGUGGAGUACCUCCGGUGGGGAGACCCCGAGCCCAUUGCUGCUGUGGUUUUUGCCUGCCUUGGACUCAUGUUUACAUUUUUUGUCACUGCUGUUUUUAUAAGAUUCCGGGACACUCCAGUGGUGAAGUCUUCGAGUCGGGAGUUGUGUUACAUUAUACUUGUGGGCAUUUGUUGUGGUUAUCUCUGUACGUUUUGCCUCAUAGCCAAACCUCAUGUCGUUCACUGCUACCUCCAACGCCUUGGUAUAGGACUGUCGCCUGCAAUGAGCUACUCCGCACUCGUUACAAAGACAAACCGCAUUGCACGGAUCCUAGCAGGGAGCAAGAAAAAGAUUUGUACAAAAAAGCCACGCUUUAUGUCUGCCUGUGCUCAGCUCAUCAUUGCCUUCCUACUCAUUCUUUUACAAUUGGGUAUCAUUGUUGCUCUGUUCCUAAUGGAGCCCCCACAGGUAAUUCAUGAUCAUCCCAGCAUUCGACAAGUAAAUCUGAUCUGCAACACCACAAAUUUGGGAGUAGUUGCUCCCCUGGGAUACAAUGGUCUGCUCAUCCUUAGUUGUACAUUCUAUGCCUUUAAGACUCGCAAUGUUCCGGCUAAUUUUAAUGAGGCUAAAUACAUUGCCUUCACCAUGUAUACAACCUGCAUUAUAUGGCUGGCUUUUGUACCAAUCUACUUUGGCUCAAACUAUAAAAUUAUCACAAUGUGCUUCAGUGUUAGCCUCAGUGCCACUGUGGCCUUGUGCUGCAUGUUUGUUCCCAAGGUGUACAUCAUUCUGGCUAAACCAGAGCGAAAUGUGCGCAGUGCCUUCACCACAAGCACGGUGGUUCGCAUGCACGUUGGGGAUGGCAAGUCGUCCUCCGCAGCCAGCCGCUCUUCCAGUUUGGUGAAUCUAUGGAAGAGGAGAGGCUCCACCGGAGAGACACUCAGUUCCAAUGGCAAAUCCGUAUCCUGGGCACAGACUGAACGCAACGCUUCUCGUGGCAACCACCUGUGGCAAAGGUUGUCAUUUCACAUUAAGAAAAAGGAGAACCACACAGCAGUGAUCAAGCCGUUCUCCAAAACCUCAGAAGAACGCUACUGCGGGGGCAGCAACCUGCCUCCGCAUGUGCCCCUGCCCUCCCUCCCAUCAAUGUCCUCUCUUCCCAGUCAGCAGGACACUGCCACAGACAAGACUCUGUACGAGCUUUCUGAAGCUGAAGAAUGCUACUCACUCACGUAUCAGCCACGGAGCCCGUCCCCCAUCAGCACUGUGAGCCAGAGGCUGGGGGCCGCUUUAGAGGAGGAGCCCAGCCUUCCUCAAUAUGCCAGUAGCACCUGCAGCAGGGACAGCGGGGGCAGCAGGGUCAGCAGGGGCAGUGUGGCCAGCAGCUGUGGCUCGCCAAGCAGGGGUUCUGUUGUCGCCGGGAGCGACGGUCGCCUGAUCACAGUGGGAGAUCUUCCAGGACCGGUGCAGAGUUCACUCAUGGAUCAGAUCAGCUGCGUAGUGAACCGUUUCACAGCCAACAUAACGGAGCUCAACAGCAUGAUGCUGAUGCCCUCCCCGUCUCAUUCUCACAAACACUCUGCUCCUCAACCUGUCCCCACAGACCCGUAUCUGUUACCACGGGAACUACACAUGCCGCCAACACUUACCACCUACGCUGAUGUGCAACCUCAGCCACCAGUGGAAGCCCGUGUGCCCUGUCCAAUUCAUCCUAUGGGACCUCCACCUUGUGUCCGGCCCCAGCCGUCCCCCUCACUGUCCCCUCUCCGAGGAGCUCAGGUCAGGUGCAUGACUGACUCUCCUCUGAGGAGGGAGGAGCUGGAGGAGGAACUUAUUGCAUUGACUCCUCCGUCGCCUUUUCGCGACUCUUUAUCAAGCAGCAGCUCACAGUUUUCAGAGACAGGACUUUGUCUGCCCCCAGUCCCCUCUUUCCCUCCACCGUCCCCUCCAUCACCCCGAUUCAGCAGACUGGCCCUGAGAAACUACAGCCAGAGCUCCUCGUCUCUGUGA
This is a messenger RNA of Knipowitschia caucasica, 2814 nucleotides long. The record is from the annotation of a GenBank genome assembly. NCBI's taxonomy places the organism in Eukaryota, Metazoa, Chordata, Actinopteri, Gobiiformes, Gobiidae.